Kluyveromyces lactis is the source of this 447-nucleotide messenger RNA. It is a transcript of the gene UMP1, whose product is annotated as Ump1p. The coding region runs from base 1 to 447 and encodes 148 amino acids. Gene Ontology annotation, cellular component: nucleus; cytoplasm. The transcript has a single exon. NCBI's taxonomy places the organism in Eukaryota, Fungi, Ascomycota, Saccharomycetes, Saccharomycetales, Saccharomycetaceae. The record is from RefSeq and is a predicted model, not a curated record. Gene Ontology annotation, biological process: proteasome assembly.
AUGCCAAUGAAUAUCGUUCCAAGUCCAGAUUUCAAGUCUGCUGUUGCCACCGAUAAGGGUUGCGAGCACCAAUCGAAUGCAGUAGCAAGUUUACCAGAUGUAUUCCGUGAACAAGUCGGUGCCCGCCCUCUGAACACUCAACUUAAUGACAGACAUCCAUUAGAGUCGCGUGUACGCAACUGGGACGAGACCCAGCACAAAAGGCAAUUGGAACAAUAUAGACAGAUUUUCGGUGUUGCCGAACCAAUGAAGAGGGUCAUGGAACUGAAACUAGUACAAAACACAGACUUCAAUCCUCUAAAUCAAUCCAACUUGCAUAAGGAUGUUUUAAUGAACAAAGAAGCGUCCAUUGACUGGGAGGACGUUUAUCCAACUUCCGAUUUCGCAAGUGGAAUGAUGGUAGCAGACGAUGUACACACCAAGAUAGAAAAGAGAAUGGGGAUUUAA